CAUGAAUCUAAUAAAACUGACCUACACCUACCUUCCACUGCCAUUGCCUUCACGAGUGCUCUUUUUCUUCCUCUUUCUACCCAUCCUCACAUGCAUCACUCCCCAUUCCCUUCCCAUAGUACACUUCAUAAUUUUUCACUUCCCUUCAAACAUUUCCACAUACACAACAACUCAUCACAAAACAACCACAAAAAAACAACUAAAUAAGAUUCUCCUACAUUACAAACACAACACAAAUGGAGUAUUUUUAAGGUUCUGUUUGGACUCUAGAAUAAUCACUUCAAGUUCCAACCUUUAUCCAAAAACUAUCAAAACCCAUUUCACCCAUUAAACCAAACUUCCCUUACAAAUGCUUAGCCAACCCAACUCAGUAAACUCGUCCACCAACCCACUGAGCCAACUCGUUCAGAACAUGUUCUCCGACAACAACAGCAGCAGCAGCAACAACAACAGCAUCAUCAUGCUAGCAGCAAUCAUUUCUCUGCUCCUAGUAAUCCUCUUUGUCCUCCUUCUCCACAUCUAUGCCAAAUGGUUCCUAUCUCAGUCCAACUCAGAGACAAAUACUCCCCGCCGGCAAGCUCCGGUGAACAUCUCCGACGUUCCAGUUACUUCCAACUUCCAACACCAUAUCAACAUUGAAAGAUUCGAAAGACAACCCAAAGGACUUGACUCAACAAUAGUUUCGACAAUUCCAAUGUUUGUGUCAGAAGAAAAAACAGAGGAAUUAGAAUGUGUGAUUUGUUUGAGUUAUAUUGAAAAGGGUGAGAUUGGAAGAAAGUUACCAAAAUGUGGACAUGUUUUUCAUGUUGAAUGCAUUGAUAUGUGGUUGAAUUCACAUUGUAAUUGUCCAAUUUGUAGAGGUUUGAUUGUUGAGAAUGAUUCUCAUGUUGUUGAGAUUGUGAUUGAAAGUUCAAGUGGUUCUGUUUCUGUUUCAGAAAGUUCUUCUUUGUCUUUGUUUGGUUUCUCUUUGAAGAGAAUUCUUAGCAAAGUUUUUCUUUCUUCUCAUGUAAAUGAAUUAGAUGAUGGUUCAUAAUGAGAUUAUCUUUUAAUUUCUUUA
Trifolium pratense (red clover) is the source of this 1057-nucleotide messenger RNA. Its product is annotated as RING-H2 finger protein ATL63-like. Bases 350 to 1033 code for a protein of 227 amino acids. The record is from RefSeq and is a predicted model, not a curated record. NCBI's taxonomy places the organism in Eukaryota, Viridiplantae, Streptophyta, Magnoliopsida, Fabales, Fabaceae. The transcript has a single exon.